AAACAUUUUCCUGGAAAGAGAACCGUAGACGUCCCCAUGCCCAGUGCACGCAGUACCUCCUCCCCUCAGAGCAACGUGACAGGAAUCAGGACACCGGAUGAUAAACAAUAUGUGCUGCUGGUCCUACAUACAAUAUAGACCUACCGAUGAGGUAGCAGCAUCGGCUGCGGAACAUUGGUUACAUAAAUUACAUAUUCAGAGUAAUAAUGGCAACAGUUAAACCAGAUGACAGACUGACAAGUUCUCAGGGCUUCAUGUGCGUUGGUUUUGCGGGAGUUUUCAGUAAAACUGUCACGUCGCCCCUGGAGGUGGUGAAAAUCAAGAGUCAAGUGGGCACAUUUCACUGUAAAAAAGGCUUUUUCCGCAGCUUUCUUGUAGUCUACCAGAAAGAAGGCAUACGAGGAUUUUGGAAGGGGAACCUCGUCUCCUGUCUCCGCCUGUUUCCUUACAGCGCCGUCCAUUUGUCAACAUACAAACAGAUCGUCCACCUCCAUAUGGAUGAAUUGGGCUACGUCUCUCAGUGGAGGGCCAUUUUUGCUGGUGGGCUAGCUGGUAUAAGUGCAGCGUUGGCCACGUACCCUCUGGAGGUGGCAGAGACCCGCCUCAUAGCUCAGAACUGCAGAGAGCCUACCUACAGGGGGGUGGUCCACACGCUUUCCAAGAUAUACCAGACCGAAGGCCUUCGAGCACUCUACAGGGGCUUCUCUCUCACAAUCCUCGGUGCAUUUCCCUUCUCUAUUGGUUGCUAUGCAGUCUACAUCAACUUGGACAAGCUGUGGCGGAAGCCCCAAUUCCGGUUCACUGCCCUACAGAACUUCAUCAAUGGCUGCAUAGCCGCAGGAGUGGCCCAAACCCUCUCCUACCCCUUUGAAACUGUGAAAAGGAAAAUGCAGGCCCAGAACCCUCGGCUCCCCCAUUAUGGCGGCGCUGAUAUCCACUUCACUGGAAUGUUGGACUGCUUCAGGCAGGUGAUCAGAAACAAGGGCAUCCUGACACUGUGGAGUGGCAUCACAGCCAACAUGGUCAAGAUUGUUCCAUACUUUGGCCUUCUCUUCAGCUGCUUUGAGAUGUGCAAGCAGGUCUGUCUGUACCGCAACGGGUACAUUGUGUCUCCGUUGAGCUAUAAGUUGGCACCAGGCGUGGACCAGAGCAUGGGCCCUACUGAGGUGGAAGAGGUGAAACAGUACCUGAAGAAUAGGAAGUUUCAGUCACAGCAAGGAAGUCGCUGGUGAAACUGGUGUAACAAAACCUGCAGAAGGGGAUGAUGACCAUUGGUAUAGGAACGUGUCUGAACUAUCAAAAAGAGUCAGGAAUAUUUGUUGGAAUCCAAUACUUUGAAGAUGACAAUUUGGUUGAUGCCAGGUCUUUUACAGCUUUUUGUUUGUGAAUUAGUAACCAUUUCAGAAUCGGAGGUCGAUCCAUUGAUAGACAAUCAUGCUGUAUUGUUUUUUAAAGUUGCAAUGCAAUCAUAGGAAUUGUACUUUUAUACUUAAACACAUGGAUUUUUUUUACUGUUUUGUUCAGAGCAAGGUUAUGGUAUUUUCUAACGUUGUUAUACAGUUUGACAGUAUUUGAUACUAUUGCACUCAUUCUGCUCCAGCCAUUACCAGGAGCUCCUCUUCCCCAAUUCAGGUGCCACCAACCUCUUGUGUAAUAUGGUCGGCCUUACGUAAAGGUCAUGAAGAGGAACACAAAGCACAAACCUGUUAUAAGAUGGAAUUAGCUUACAAAUGCCAAUUAAUGUUUUUCAUUAUGUACAUUAGGUUGUAAUGACUAUUUUAACAGACUUGGGUAUAUCAUAUUUAUAUGCCUUAAAGUUUCCAUAUUUAUUAUAAGUCUUAUUUCACUGACUGUUUUAAUUAUGCGUGGUAGUUAUUCACGCAAAGGAUCUGAUUGUGUCCUAGCCACUAAUCAGCCACUAACUUUCAUAGCACAUACUGUAUGUAUCAUUGUGUUGUGAAUCUAGCAAUAAGAUUGUAACUGAAGCACACCAAUGUCAAGUUUACGUGUACUGUAUACGGUAUGUAAUACAUUGGAUUGAUGAAACAAUGCAAAUCUCUGUUUUAGAUUGAGAUGAUUCAGAAUCAUUGAAGUGAAAUGUACUUGAACAGUCAUUGUAAUGGCUGAUAUUUGUACUGUAUAUCAAAGCACAAUUAGUGAAAGAGGUGGCCUGAGAGGGGCUGAUGUGUGGGCACCCUGACAAAACUACACUAGAUAUACAAAAGUAUGUGGACACCCCUUCAAAUGAGUGGAUUUGGCUGUUUCAGCCACACCUGACAGGUGUAUAAAAUUGAGCACACAGCCAUACAGUCUCCAUAGACAAACAUUGGCAGUAGAAUGGCCUUACUGAAGAGCUCAGUGAUUGUUAACGUGGCACCGUCAUAGGAUGCCACCUUUCCAAAAAGUCAGUUCAUCAAAUUUCUGCCCUGGUUAACUGUAAGUGCUGUUGUUGUGAAGUGGAACUGAUGAGCAGCAACAACGGCUUAGCCACGAAGUGGUAGGCCACAGAAUGGGACUGCCAAGUGCUGAAGCGUGUAAAAAAUGGUCUGUCCUCGGUUGCAACACUCACUACCAAGUUCCAAACUGCCUCUGGAAGCAACCAGUUUGUUGGGAGAUUCAUGAAAUGGGUUUCCAUGGCCGAGCAGCAACACAUAAGCCUAAGAUCACAAUGCCAAGCGUCAGCUGGAGUGGUGUAAAGCUUGCCCCCGUUGCACUCUGGAACAGUGGAAACGUGUUCUCUGGAGUGAUCAAUCACACUUCACCAUCUGGCACUCGACGGACGAAUCUGGGUUUGGCAGAUGCCAGGAGAACGCUCCAGUGAAGCUAAAUCUUAACACUACUGCAUACAAUGACAUUAUAGUCGAUUCUGUGCUUCCAACUUUGUGGCUACUGUUUGGGGAAGGCCCUUUCCUGUUUCAGCAUGUCAAUGCCCCUGUGCACAAAGCAAGCUCCAUACAGAAGUGAUUUGUUGAUCUGCGUGGAAGAACUUGACUGGCCUGCACAGAGCCCUGACCUUAACCCUAUUGAACAUCUUUGGGAUGAAUUGGAAUGCCGACUGCGAGCUAGGCCAUUCAGCUCGUGGCUGAAUGGAAGCAAGACCAUGCAUCAAUGUUCCAACAUCUAGUGGAAAGCAUUCGCAGAAGAGUGGAGACUGUUAUAGUAGCAAAGGUGGGACCAACUCCAUAUUAGUGCCCAUGAUUUUGGAUUGAAAUGUUCGACUAGCAGGUGUCCACAUACUUUGUAGUGUAUCACAGAGAUGCCCAGUGAGGUGAGCUUACCAGACAAGCCAAAUGCCUUCUAUGUUCGCAAGCAACACUGAACCAUGCAUGAAAGCACCAGCUGUUUCGGAUAAAUGUGUGAUCACAUUCUCCGAUGUCAAUGUAAGACUUUUAAACAGGUUAACAUUCACAAGGCCACAGGGCCAGACAGCUUACCAGGACACAUACUCAGAGCAUGCAUUGACCAGCUGGCAAGUGUCUUCACUGAAAGUUUCAACUUCUCCUUGGACCAGUCUGUAGUACCUACAUGUUUCAAGCAGACCACCAUAGUCCCUGUGCCAAAGAGCGCCAAGGUAACCUGUCUAAAUGACUAUUGCCCUGUAGAACUCACAUCUAUAGAUAUUAAAUGCUUUUAAAGGCUGGUCAUGGCUCACAUCAACACUAUCAUCCCAGACAUCUUGGACCCACUACAAUUCGCACACUUCCAACAGAUCCACCGAUGACAGAAUCUAUAUUGCACCCCACACUGCCCUCUCCCACCUCAACAAGAGGAACACCUAUGUGAGAAUGCUGUUAAUUGACUACAGCUCAGCAUUAAUAACGAUAGCUCAUCACUAAGCUAAGGACCCUGGGACUGACCACCUCCAUCUGAAACUGGACCCUGGACUUCGUGACGGGCCACCCCCGGGUGGUGAGUGUAGGCAACAAUACUUCCGCCAUGCUGACCCUCAACACGGGGGCCCCUCAGGAAUUCCAGGGUCCAGUUUCAGAUUAGUCCCCUCCUGUACUCCCUGUUCACCCUAAGACUGCUUGGCUGCGCACAACUCCAACACCAUCAUUAAGUUUGCUGAUGGCACGACGGUGGUAGACCUGAUCACCGAUCACGAUGAGACUAUAGGGAAGAGGUCUGAGAACUGGCAGUGUGGUGCCCUUGACAACAUCUCUCCUUCAACAUCAGCAAGACAAAGGAGCUGAUCAUGGACCACAGGAAAACGGAGAGCCAAGCACGCCCCCAUUCACAUUGACAGGGUUGUAGUGGAGCGGGUCGAGAGCUUCAAGUUCCUCAGUACAUUACUAAGGAUCUAUCAUGGUCCACACACACACACACACACCUGACAACACCUCUUCCCCCUCAGGAGGUGGAAGUGAUUUGGCAUGGGCCCUCAGAUCCUCAAAACUUUCUACAGCUGCACCAUUGAGAGCAUCUUGACUGGCUGCAUCACCGCUUGGUAUGGUAAAUGCUUGGUGUCCGACCGCAAGGCCCUACAAAGGGUAGUGCGUUCAGCCCAGUACAUCACUGGGGCCGAGCUCCCUGCCAUCCAGGACCUCUAUACCAGGUGGUGUCAGAGGAAGGCCCUAAAAAUUGUCAAAGCCACCCAAGUCAUAGACUGUUGUCUCUGCUACCGCACGGCAAGCGGUACCAAUGCACCAAGUCUGGAACCAACAGGACCCUGAACAGCUUCUACCCCCCAAGCCAUAUGACUGCUAAAUAGUCCGUUCUGGUAGAUAUUUGGUUAAAGCUACAAUAUACAACUUUUUGGGCAACCGCACAAAAUGCACAUAGAAAUGUGAGUUAUAGAUCUGUCAUACUCAUUGAACGCAAGUCUAAGAAGCAGUAGACAUGUUCUAUGUGAGAUAUUUCUAUGCUGUUCCUAGGCCGUCAUUGUAAAUGAGACUUUGUUCUUAACUGACUUGCCUAGUUAAAUAAAGGUUAAAUGAAAAGAAUUGUACAAUGAUACUCAACACAAUGAAUGCUUGUUUUGUCACAAACUGAAAUUAGGCAAACUUUUAGAAUAUUAGCAACCAGGUAAUUGCGGAGAGAUUUCUGCAUAGUGCAUCUUUAACUAUCUGCAUUGUCAGUCAGGAAAGCUAAAGCCAGCUUCUUCAGGCAGAAGUUUGCAUCCUGUAGCUCCAACUCCAAAACGUUCUGGGACACUGUGAAGUCCAUGGAGAACAUGAGCACCUCCUCCCAGCUGCCCACUGCACUGAGGCUAGGGAACACGGUCACCACCGACAAAUCCAUGAUUAUUGAAAACUUCAACAAGCAUUUCUCAACGGCUGGCCAUGCCUUCCGCCUGGCUACUCCAACCUCGGCCAACAGCUCCGGCCCCCCCGCAGCUCCUCGCCCAAGCCUCUCCAGCUUCUCCUUUACCCAAAUCCAGAUAGCAGAUGUUCUGAAAGAGCUGCAAAACCUGGACCCUUAUAAAACAGCUGGGCUUGACAAUCUGGACCCUCUAUUUCUGAAACUAUCCGCCGCCAUUGUCGCAAACCCUAUUACCAGCCUGUUCAACCUCUCUUUCAUAUCGUCUGAGAUCCCCAAGGAUUGGAAAGCUGCCGCAGUCAUCCCCCUCUUCAAAGGGGGAGACACCCUGGACCCAAACUGUUACAGACCUAUAUCCAUUCUGCCUUGCCUAUCUAAGGUCUUCGAAAGCCAAGUCAACAAACAGGUCACUGACCAUCUCGAAUCCCACCGUACCUUCUCCGCUAUGCAAUCUGGUUUCCGAGCCGGUCACGGGUGCACCUCAGCCACACUCAAGGUACUAAACGACAUCAUAACCGCCAUCGAUAAAAGA
Messenger RNA from Oncorhynchus masou masou (cherry salmon), 5791 nucleotides. Its product is annotated as solute carrier family 25 member 43-like. NCBI's taxonomy places the organism in Eukaryota, Metazoa, Chordata, Actinopteri, Salmoniformes, Salmonidae. The coding region runs from base 207 to 1232 and encodes 341 amino acids. The record is from RefSeq and is a predicted model, not a curated record. Gene Ontology annotation, biological process: transmembrane transport. The transcript is spliced from 5 exons.